Molecule: messenger RNA, 4685 nt
Organism: Gadus macrocephalus (Pacific cod)
Lineage: Eukaryota; Metazoa; Chordata; Actinopteri; Gadiformes; Gadidae
Gene: ccdc40
Product: coiled-coil domain containing 40
Exons: 19
Coding region: 1030-4089 (1019 amino acids)
Biological process (GO): heart looping; epithelial cilium movement involved in determination of left/right asymmetry; axoneme assembly
Cellular component (GO): cilium; cytoplasm
Source: RefSeq, a predicted model, not a curated record
CCGUAAAUAUGAUGUCAUUAGACGAUGACCGCCGCGUUUGAGUACUAGGACUUUUUCGUGUGGGGCAAAUGUGCUUUUGAUUGAAAGUAUGUCCAAGGCCAACCUUUUGAAUGUAUUCUGGCGUUUCGGUUUUUUGUAAUUUAUGCAAAUAAGGAUGUUUUAUAACCAAUCAGAGUUUGAUUGGGCAAUGCGGUUGAUUGCGUAAUUAGCAAGGGGUUUGGUAGACGCAAUGAAAUGUGUCUUCUAAAGAUGUGAUGUUAGACAUUCCUUGGCGGUUAUCGUUUUAGUAAUAUGUGUUCGUUGUUCCAACCAGGAGGUAUCAUUAUUUAUAAAGGAAUAUAAUUUAUGUUAAUAAACUGGCAUGUGUAUUUUCAACCACUCUAAUCCAACAACGGUUUAAAAUAUUUCCGUCUGGUCACAUGAUGUAUUAUACUUAAAGGAAUUUACCAACAUUUACAUUGCCUUAUGGUUCAUACUGUGUAGAAUAAUAUAAUUCGUUUUUUUUGUAUUGGUUUUUCUUAACACUAUUCCAUUAGACGUUCAUUGUUGCGUGUGUUUCAUAACGCAUACCCUCUGGACGCAGGCUUCAAAGACAAUGGUUACAAUGCACAAUAAUAUCAGCAGUGAAUUUGUUUACAACUGUUCUGUUAAUUGCAUUUUCUGUUCGUUUUGAGCGACGCUUUCGUUUCCUUUCUGUGAAAAUUGACACUAUUGAUUUACGUGUUCUGUGAUCGACUACGUCAGCCUGGCUCUUCUUUAGGUUUGCGUCUAAUUUAAUGAGGGUAUUCAAAGAUUAGGUUAUGAUUUUGUUGUAUGUAUGUUGUUCUUGUAUAAUGUUCAGGAUGUUGUCAACUUUAUCAUGAUUAUUGUACCUGCCUCUUGUUUAUAGAACUUACAAUUCUCUAAAUAAAAAAAAAAGUUGUUUUUUUUCAAUUGCUACGUUUGAGUGUUUCAUUGUUUGGCUGAAUGCUGAAAUGGGUGUAUUAAAGGUGUCAACACACUUUGUUGGGAUGGGAUGGUUUCAUUUCAAUGCAAAGCCCUCCAAGCCUCACGCUCUACCGCCAUCUGCUGGUCACGUGCCGUCAGUGCAGGGGCCACGGUUUCCUGACGGAAGUUUGCGGUUGCGUAGCAACAGAGCAGCGCAUCAACCUGAUCCCCUUUAUUUCCUUACAGUUGACAUCAAAUUCACAGCCAGGCAGUCUGAUGAUGGAGAAUCCAGGCAGCGAGGGGGAAGGAGAGGAGAUGGAGCAGGCUAUUGGCCAGGACCCCAGCAACGUACCAGUUGAAACGGAUGCAUUAGGUGAUAGUUCCGAUGGAGAACAGACUGAACCUGGGCCAGACGAGAGGCCUGGCAGGCCUGAGGAUGCAGUACCCCCCCUCUCAGAGCCAGACGAUGUUGCUGAAGAUCAAACGACCCCUUGGUUCCCCACAGCAGAGGGGAGCAGGGAGGAAGAGGAGGACGAGGAAGAAGAAAAGAUCAUUCUUGACCCCGACCAUCCUCUGGUCAGAGGGUUCCAGAACGCUCUGAAGAACCAGCUCACCAGGAAGCUGCAGAGACUCGAACUGGACCUGAAGGAUAAGAACGCCCAGCUAAAGGCGGAGGCCAAGGGGGUGCAGGAGCUGGGGGAGAAGGUGUACCAGGUGCAGGCGGCGCUGGCCCGGCGCCAGUCCCAGCUGGAGGACCACCACCGGACCUCCGCCCAGACGGCCUCCGACCGCCGGGAGGCCCAGGAGAAGCUGGAGGUGGUCAAGAAGCAGUACAGCCGCACCACCAGCGAGGUGGCCCAGGAGAGGAGCCAGGUCUCCACGCUGCGGACGGAGAAGGAGAACCUCUUGCGUCGCCUCUCCUACAUGCAAGAGGUGAACACCGAGCUGGGUGCUGACAUCGAGGCCAUGAGGAACGCCACGCGCAAGGCGCAGGCCGAGAAGAGCCAGGCGGAGCAGUACAAGUACAAGCAGGACCUGUACGUGGACCGUCUGACCAAAGACCUGGAGAGGGUGACGGAGCAGGCGGCCGUGUACGAAGCCCAGGGCGCUGCCCAGAAACGGGAGACGCAGGCGGUCAGCGAGACCCUGUCUGAGGUCCAGCUGGAGACGGAUUCCCUGGCCAUGGAGAAGAGGCAGCUGCUGCAGCAGUGGGACAGCAGCCUGGUGGGCAUGCGCAGACGGGACGAGGCCUUCAGCGCCAUGCAGGACGCCCUGCGCCUGGGGCAGCAGCAGUCCCGGGCCCUGGAGGGGGAGUUGGACGGGUACCGCCGGUCGAUCGUCCGGGAGCAGGAGAAGAACGAGGCGCUCACCCUGCAGCUGAAGAGGGCCCAGCUGGACGCCGUCAACUCCACCAAGCUGAUUGGCCAGAGCCGGGCCCGGCAGGAGGCGCUGCAGGCCGAGUACAGCACCUACGCCCGCACGCUGACGGAGACGGAGCGCCGCCAUGCUAACCUCCAAGUGCUGCUGGGCGAGCAGCGGGCGGAGCUUACCGGCCUGGGGCGGGGCCUGGAGAAGGAGAGCGGCGUGCGUCUGGAGCUGGAGGAGCGCGUCGUGACCCAGAUGCAGAAGGGCCUCAUCCACGACAAGGACGCCAAGUACAGCAAGCAUCUGGCCGGCAAGAUGGCCACGCUCAAGAAGGAGCGGAUGAGCCAGCUGUGGAAGCUGGAGGCGGAGGUGGCAGCGGCGGGGCUGGCGAGCAGCGAGGCCAGCCACCGGCUGGACGCCCUGGCGGUGGAGCGGGCCUCCCUGGAGGCGGUGGUCUCCAAGCAGAACCGCGUCCUGGCCACCAGCCAGGCCAAGGUCACCAGCUGCAUGACCAUCAUCGAGCGCAACCAGGCCACCGUCAACGGCUACAACAGCAAGAUCCAGAAGAUCACCGCCAGCACCGGGAGCGCGGAGCUGACUCCUCUUCAGAUGCAGGCCCAGGCCCUGGGCGGGCAGCUGGAGGAGCUGGAGGCGUCCAUCAAGAAGGAGCAGCAUCGCUGGAGCGUCCAGCAGGGGGUGCUGGUGGCUCUCACCCAGGAGCGGCAGGCCAACGGCGAGAAGACCCGCAAGCUGCACACCCAGCACACCAUCCUGCAGCAGAGGAAGCUACGCACCCAGAGUGAGCUGCAGGCGGAGCGGCGCGAGCAGGCGGAGCUGGCUAAGGGCAUGUCCUCGAUGAGGGGGGACAUGCUGAAGCUCAGCUCCCUGAUCAGCAAGAACGACCAGCAGCAGCAGGCCCUGGAGCAGGACAACAGCCUGAUGGAGGCCGAGUUCACCCAGAAGCUCAAGGAGGCAGAGAGGGAGUCAGUGGACAUGCUGAUGAGGCUGGAGAAGAGCCAGGAGGAGAAGGAGAAGCUGAUCAACAGCCUGGUGGAGGCAGAGCGGCAGGUCAUGCUGUGGGAGAGGAAGAGCCAGCUGGCCAGGGAGACGCGCGCCGCCCUGGACUGUGACGCGGGCCAGGGGGACAUCAGGGCCAUGAAGGCCGAGAUCCAUCGCAUGGAGGUGCGCUACGGCCAGCUGCAGAAGCAGCAGGAGCGUCUGCUGCGGGAGAGCGAGGCCACGGUGGAGCGGCGGGAGACCCUGCUGCUGCAGGCGGAGCGGGGGGCCGGGGGGGCCCGCGAUGGCAAGCAGACCACCACCGUCAGCCAGAUGCACCGCACCAACCAGGGCCUGCGCCGCAAGAUCCAGGACACCAACAAGAAAGCGUCAGAAAACGAGGAGGUGAUCAAGGAGAUGCAGGAGAGCCAGGUGUGUCUCGGCCUCGGCAUAUCAGAGAAGAAGCAGGAGCUGUCGGAGCUACGAGGAACCCACGCCGACAUGACCUCGGACAUCCACAACCUCCAGGACACCAAGGAGAGGAACCUGUCCCAGCUGGUCUCGCUCCAGGGCCGGGCCAAGCUGCUGCAGGCGGUGCGUGACGGCCGCUACACGCCGCUGUCCACGCCCGAGGCCGUGGACGAGGCGCUGCGGCGGCAGUGGGAGCGCGUGCACGCCGUCAGCGCCAUCCUGCACCGGGUCUGCCAGGAGUCCCCCCAGAACCAGGGGGCGCUGCGGGCCCUGACCCGCUCCCUGGCCGCCCGCGUACAGGCCUCCUCCCCGGGGCCCGACACGGCCUGAACCGGCCCCAAAGAAUAUCAUCAUCAUCAUCAUCCUCAUCCUCAUCCUCAUCCUAGUUUAUUUUAUCCAGUCCGGAAUUGUUCCUCUCCCGAGGGUGGGGGCCUGUCUGACUGGUCGUGAACGCCCUCUCCACGCAGGGCGCCUCUUUGACGUGCGUUACCUCGGUCCUAACUCGAUCCCGCCGCUCUGCCUCCUCCCACGCCUUCUUCUGUCCUUCUGGUCUCUUCUCAGCCUUCCCAUUCAGGAAGGGGAAGGUGGAGGAAAAGGGGGUGGGGUUGUUUAUUGAAGAGAUUCGUACAAAGGAAUAGAAGGGUAAGAUGAGAUGAAGGGGCGAUGGCGAUGAAAGACGGGCAGAUGAGAAUGGAGGGAAGUCGAUCCGAUGGAGGAAGUGAUUAUUUUAGUAUUUAUUUUAAUCCGUUAGUAGCUGUUCUUUUUGUCAUCCAUUUGUCCGUCCUGCAAACUUCUCGCUAAUUUACCUCCUAAGUUAAUAAACUUGUUAUUUUCAUGUUAUUUAUGGAAUGAUAAUGUGGUUACAUUCUUGUUGUGUUGCUGUUACCAGUGUGUUUUAAAUAUUUAAAGCGCUAAACAAACACCCA